GUGUGAGAUUACUCACAAUCCUCCAUCCAUGAGUGCGGAAUCUCGCUGUAUCCUCUGAAGUGCUGGGGGAGGCCGACGACACGGACUACUCACACACCAGACAAAAAAGAUUAUAAAGUUAAUUUUGGGAAACAAGUUCUACCAUAGAGGGAACUGCGACUCGAGUAGGUUACCACAAGAACGUUUUGCCAUACAUUUGUGACUUGCACGGAUUGCCGACCGAAGUAGCGAGCGGAGUAAAAGUUUCCCCCCUGAUCUUUUCGCAUGGACACAAACAAAAACCAUACAGAUGGGAUUUUUAGGAAAAACUGGACAAAACAGGUCGAAACAUCGCUUGUUGAUUCCGUAAGUAAGCCGUGAACUAAAUACCUGUGCGAAAUCUUCACGAGAUCUUCAAGCACGCGCCUCCGCUGAGUGUAUUCACUGAUUUCAAACGAUUCUCGAGCGAGUUGAAAAAAAAAACAGUUUGUUAAAACAUCCUAAAACAAAAUAUUACGACUAAGGGAGAAAUGUGGAGUUUCUUCCAUUGACUUUCUGGAAGUGUUUUUUUACGAACUUCUAAAUCUAAUUUGGGAUUGAGUCUUUUUAAGAAAGGAUUUACUUCAGAAAGGACAAGUACUGAUGUCCUAGUUGUGUUUAUGGAGUGCUGGGUGGAGAGUUCAGAUGUAGUGGAUCUUUUAUCAUGAUGAUGACGAUGAAGACCAUGCUGCUGCUGAUCUCAGUGCUCCUUACUCAGACUCUUCAAUCACAGGGCAGACCCGCAACUCCAGAAGAAGCGGUCGCCCUUGUAGAGCCCACACCAUUCACUCUCUAUCCUGGGGACAAACUGGAGCUGGGCUGUAAAGGUAAAGAAGAAGCACAUGAUGUGACUUGGACUAAGGAUUUCAUUCCACUGGCUGACGGAGAGCACACGCGCCUACGAAACAAUCAACUGGAGAUCGAAGCGGUGGAAGUGGCCGAUUCUGGUCUGUAUGGUUGCUUUGCUCAGGGACCCAAUAGCAACCACACAGACUAUUUCAAUGUUAAUGUUACAGAUGGAUUAGCUUCCUCAGAGGAUGAGGAUGAAGAGGAGUCUUCCUCAGAGGAGACGAAGCUAUCAAGUAGCCAGAAACUGCUCCCGAUGGCCCCAGUCUGGGCCCAACCUGAUAAGAUGGAGAAGAAGCUCCACGCAGUUCCUGCCAGCAAAACUGUCAGGUUUCGUUGCCAGGCCAACGGUAACCCUAACCCAACACUCAAGUGGCUCAAGAACGGCAAGGAAUUUAAGAGAGACCAGCGAAUAGGAGGAUUCAAGGUUCGAGAGCACAUGUGGACCAUCAUAAUGGAGUCUGUGGUGCCGUCCGACAAAGGCAACUACACUUGUCUGGUGGAGAACAAAUAUGGCAGCAUCAACCACACCUACCAACUGGACGUAGUUGAGCGUUCACCACACAGGCCAAUCCUUCAGGCCGGGUUACCUGCUAACCGCACAGCCGUGGUGGGUACCGAUGUGGAGUUCGAGUGCAAAGUCUUCAGCGAUCCUCAGCCGCACAUUCAGUGGCUGAAACACAUUGAGGUCAACGGCAGCCGAGUCGGGCCUGACGGACUGCCUUACGUUCGGAUCCUUAAGAGCUCUGGGGUCAACAACUCGGACACACAGGUCUUGACGCUGUACAACGUGACAGAGGAACAAAGCGGAGAGUAUAUAUGUAAAGUUUCCAAUUAUAUAGGGGAAGCCAACCAAUCAGCAUGGCUCACCGUUACACAUCCCUCCCAAGCCGUUCCCCCGACUCAGCUGCCCAACCAGACUUACCUCGAGGUGCUGAUCUACUGCGUGGGCUUUUUUCUUAUCUGUGUGAUGGUGGUGACCGCCGUAUUGGCCAAAAUGCACAGCUCGGCAAAGAAAAGUGACUUCAACAGCCAGCUGGCCGUCCACAAGCUGGCCAAGAGCAUCCCCCUGCGCAGACAGGUAACAGUGUCUAUAGAUUCCAGCUCAUCAGGCGGGAUGCUGGUUCGGCCUUACCGUCUCUCCUCCAGUGGCUCCCCAAUGCUCUCAGGGGUCUCUGAAUAUGAAUUGCCUCAGGACCCACGCUGGGAGGUAGCCAGAGACAGGCUAGUUCUUGGAAAGCCAUUGGGUGAGGGCUGCUUUGGGCAGGUGAUGAUGGCCGAGGCUGUAGGCAUGGACAAAGACAAACCCAGUCGUGUCACCAAGGUGGCUGUCAAGAUGUUGAAAUCCGACGCCACAGAGAAGGACCUGUCAGACCUCAUCUCCGAAAUGGAAAUGAUGAAGAUUAUUGGCAAACACAAGAACAUCAUCAACUUGCUGGGAGCCUGCACACAAGACGGUCCACUUUAUGUGAUUGUGGAGUUUGCAUCAAAGGGUAAUCUGCGUGAAUACCUGCGUGUACGUCGUCCUCCUGGAAUGGAGUAUUGCUAUAACCCUGACCAGGUCCCUGUGGAGCACAUGUCAGUCAAAGACCUGAUCUCCUGUGCUUAUCAGGUGGCACGUGGCAUGGAGUAUCUCGCAUCCAAGAAGUGCAUACAUAGAGACUUGGCUGCCCGUAAUGUCCUUGUAACAGAAGAUAACGUCAUGAAGAUAGCAGACUUCGGCCUUGCUCGAGACAUUCAUCACAUUGAUUAUUACAAGAAGACUACCAAUGGUCGUUUACCAGUAAAAUGGAUGGCACCUGAAGCUCUCUUUGACCGCAUUUACACCCAGCAGAGUGAUGUGUGGUCAUUUGGUGUGUUGCUCUGGGAGAUCUUUACACUUGGUGGCUCACCGUACCCAGGUGUGCCUGUAGAGGAACUCUUUAAACUCCUAAAGGAAGGCCAUCGCAUGGACCGCCCCUCCACAUGCACCCAUGAACUGUAUAUGAUGAUGAGAGAUUGUUGGCAUGCCGUUCCAUCUCAAAGACCCACUUUUAAACAACUGGUGGAAGAUCUGGACCGCACCCUCUCUGUGACGUCCAAUCAGGAGUAUCUGGACCUGUCUGUAUCCCUGGACCAAUUUUCUCCAAACUUCCCGGACACGCGCAGCUCUACCUGCUCUUCAGGUGAAGACUCUGUGUUCUCCCACGACCCCGGCGCUGAUGAACCCUGCCUGCCCAAAUUCCCCCCACACCCCAACCGCGGAGUGCCGUUUAAGAAGCGCUGAGUUCCCUAACCUUUCACAUCUCCAAUGUGCUAUAGCUGGCUGGACUCGGCUCAUGAACGUUUGGAAAAUGUAAAGCUUUUGCCACCUACGGAGUGAAAGCGCUUGGAGAUUAUGUGAUGUUACGGCUUGGAAGGGAACAAACUGGUCACACGUGGACCCCUCUUACCUGUGGUUGUUGUAAAGCUAUAGGGCACUUGAGUAAAGAGUGGUGCAUUUGUGAAGACAUAUAAAAUUGCCUUGGUAGUAGAGAAAACCUUGGAGUUUUUCGUUUUUUAAACACGGACAUUUCUUUUGUUGCUCAGACCAAAUUCUUAAAACGCGUGAUGUGCCCGAAAUGAAUUUUGCCAACGGGCACACAUCUCACUGACUGACUGAAAGGACACACAACCUUUCUUGUAAAUACAGCUAGAAAUGUAUAAAUAUGAAUAUAUAUUUACACUCUGCCUUUAUUUUUAUUACACUAUUUGAAUUAUGUUGCUUUUUUGUACCAGGAUGCGUAUAUGUAGACAUUAGAUGUGUAGCUUUUUUGAAAGGGACGUUACAAGGUCCACAAGAUUGUAGAUGAAAUUAUAUUAUUAAGAGCUGAUAUAUGGCCAGUUUUGUACGUUUUCUGGAUCAUUGAUGCAUCCUGGCAGAAGUGGCUCAAAACUGCUGCUAUCUCAGAUGGUACCCAGUUAAGCUAUAUGUAUAUAGGCUACCAUUGCUGAAAAGACAACAAAGCCUACUUUAUGGUUGUUCUCUUCGUAUCUCUUAGUGUCAUAAAGAGUCAUUGCUCUUCAUGAUACGGUCUUUGAUGAUGAUCAUAGGAAAAACUUCCAGAUAGGCGCCCAUUCCAGAGAAAAUGUACCUCAGAGAGAAGCUAUAAACGUUUUGGUUUUGCACUGAAAAAUGUACAUUUUGUCAUAAUUUACUUUAAAUAUAAAUAUUUGUGUUUUGCUGAACAUGAAGAUAUUAUGAAAAAUGUUAAUAGCCAAGCAGAUCUGGGAUACCAUUGACUUCCAUAUAAUAUAAUAUCAUGGAAGUGAAUGGUGCCCCAGAUAUAUUAGCUAUUAUCAUUUUUCAAAAUAUCUUAAUUGGAGGGUGAGUAAAUGAUGACAAAAAAUAAUUUUUCGGCAUCUCUUUAAUGUAAUGAAAAGACCUGCAUGUCAUUUAUGUUACUCUAGGAUUGCAUCCAAUAAAAUGCUGUUGAUAAACAAAUCACGAAAAACUUCAUAAACAACCUUGUAAAUAUCUUGCCGACGAGUUUACAACAUAAAUUUGUGUUUACAGUCCGUCGGACCCUCUCAUUUGGCGUGGGUUAGCAGGGGUGAUGAUAUAUCAUAAUGUGCAGCUUACAGUGUAAAUGCCAGGUGAAAGCCGAGCGUGACGAUUAAUGUUUUAUUUAUAGUGGUACGAAUGAUCCUUCUUAGUAAGGUGCUAUGCUACAAAUGCAUGCGACUGAAACCCCUGUUACCAAUGGUGACUGGCUCACAUCCAGUGGCUGAUGCAUCACGUCUUGAUGCGGCCAAGUGAUUCUUUCUGGCCAGAACCGGCUCGCGCUGGUGAAGCCAAGGCUUGAUUUAUAUGGCUGAAGUCUACAGUUGAAGGGUACUGGGUAUACGGCAGUUUCAAUUUAUGACUGUUUGUGAGUGUACAAUGUGUUUAUAGGACAGCUGCGGUAAAUUUUAAUUUGCGGUACAUUGUUAGGUUCUGAGAGAGGUAACGCAGGUCAAACAGAUGGACUACUGAAACAUUUGUCGUAUGUAACACAUGCAUUAUAAUUGGAAAUGCAGUGCAGUUAAGUUAAUCGCAAUAUUUUGGCUCAAAUUCAUCAAUAAAUGUAUCAGCUUUUAUUUUC
Paramisgurnus dabryanus is the source of this 4967-nucleotide messenger RNA. RefSeq names its product fibroblast growth factor receptor 1a (gene fgfr1a). Gene Ontology annotation, molecular function: fibroblast growth factor receptor activity; fibroblast growth factor binding; ATP binding. Gene Ontology annotation, biological process: protein phosphorylation; positive regulation of cell differentiation; positive regulation of cell population proliferation. Lineage: Eukaryota; Metazoa; Chordata; Actinopteri; Cypriniformes; Cobitidae. The record is from RefSeq and is a predicted model, not a curated record. Gene Ontology annotation, cellular component: signaling receptor complex; plasma membrane.